Messenger RNA from Daldinia loculata, 2118 nucleotides. Its product is annotated as glycoside hydrolase family 93 protein. Bases 414 to 1658 code for a protein of 414 amino acids. The transcript has a single exon. The record is from RefSeq and is a predicted model, not a curated record. Lineage: Eukaryota; Fungi; Ascomycota; Sordariomycetes; Xylariales; Hypoxylaceae.
CCCUUACCGCAUCACGCGCCAAUCAGAAGUGUCCGUGAUAUUCGUGGCAGACCAUUAUACGAUGCGCCCAAAAACACAUGACUCCCCCAGGACUCCCCCAGGACUCUGCAAGUAAGCCAUUGCUUGGGUCAAGAGAUCCGCCGUCACCCCUUCCUGAAAUUAUGGACAUCGACCUGCCAUGUGACUCUGUGUUGCUGUGAGGUGUAAGUAAGGCACAGUCGGAAAUUCACUGGACGGAUGUGUGUGCUAGUCUAUGUCAAGACUUGUCACGGCCUACUACCCAUGUACAACUGACGAGCACGUCUUUGUUGUAGUUUUAUAUAAGAAGGCUCUCUCCCUCCGUUCAACUUCUUUAUAGGUUCCCUUGGAACAACAACGAGAACUUACCAGGCCAUCUCCUCACUAUACCGGCAAUGCCUCGACGAACUGCCAACAUGUCACUCAUUUUCAUAUUACUUCACUGCCUCAGCUUUAUCUCCCUUGGUUUAGCUAGGCCUCUCCACCCUGCUCAUCCCCUUCACGAAACGAGGGCAGUAGGGCCUAGGGGCGAGCUAAGGGAAGCCUUCAGAUGGAGGUCGAUCAGGAACAAACUUCACCUCACGUACCGAGACACCACGGUAGCUUUUAACGAGAUCGGUGCUUCCUUCUCUCUUGGCGAUAGGGAAAGCCGGCUGUCCCCCGGAGGGACAUACCCUCGCCUUACUAGGCUCGCGGACAGCGGCAUCCUCUCGGCAUCAGCUUACAGCGCCAAUGGCGUACGAACUAUUAGAGUUGCCAGGAGCGAUGACAACGGCGCCACAUUCAACGUAAUCGGCAGUAUCGCCCAGGGCCCCGGGGACUUGGAUAACGCAUUUCUGAUUCAACUUCCGUCCGGAACUGUCCUUGCAGCCUUCCGUAACCACGACAAGGAUGCUAAAGGUCACUUUACGUAUUUCCGUAUCACCGUCUGUAAAAGUAAUGACGGCGGUCGCACGUGGGUUUUCUUGGCUCAUGCCGCCCAACAACCCGCUAACGCAUCGGGCUACAACGGACUAUGGGAGCCCUUCAUCCGGAUCGGAAAGGACGGCGCGCUCCAGCUGACUUACUCCGGCGAGCUAAGUCAGACCAACCAGGAGACAUUCCGCACUCUGUCGUACGAUCACGGAGCGACAUGGUCUACGCCGGUUAACCUGAGGUUACACAGCUCGGAUCAGCAAUUCCGAGACGGUAUGCAGGGAAUUGCUUCUAUCAAAGACGCCAAUGGCCAAGAUGCUCUAGUAAUGGUUUUCGAAGUCAAGGACGGCCCGAACUUCCACCUCGCAACCGUGCUUUCGUACGACGACGGUAACACAUGGAGCAAGCGAAACGUCAUCUACCGACCUAAUAAGCACAACGCCGGGGCGCCGCAGAUCGCUACUCUUGGGAAAGGUCUUGCUGUGGUCUUCAUGACCGACGAGGACCUGCCUGCCGACAAGCUGGAUUGGGCUAACAAGGCCGAUAUCAAGAUGAUCUUUUCUUCGGAGCUUAACAACGGUAACCUCAAGUGGACCAGCCAGACACUCCACAUCUCGGAGGACAGCUCAUACUGGCCAGGUACCUUCCAGAGAGGAGCCAACAACAUCAUGGCUGUCUACGAGCGCGGAGGUGUUCCUUACGGAAGAAUCAUCACGAGGGUUUAAAAACCUCAGGAAUAACAUUUACUAAAUAACAUUCACUAGACUGGAAACGCAUUGCUUGGAAAUUUUGGGGGUUUAAUAGGGUUUCAUUUAUUGGAGUUAUGGUCAUCGUUCACGAUAUCCCUUACCAUCACGGUUACUGCAGAUAUCAUGGGGGUAUUGCGAAAACGCUUUAGGCUUGAACACAUUUGCGACAGCAUACACUAUGGCGGUGGUAUCGAGACAACGGCUUUGGAAACAGGGCUAGCCGAACUAACGAGGACACGCAUUGUAUAUACCUUUAAACAUGCAUUAAACAGAAUUGAGCAUAUAUUGUUAGAAGUGGAAAAUCCUCGCAUGGUUGUUAGAGUUAUUGAUUCGAUAGGUUUACGAACUAGCGUAGUUCAUUAUUAACACAGAAACAAUCCUUAGCAAAGCCUUGCUUGACGGGUUGAUAGAUCCGCAAAUAAUUGUGUUGGCGGGG